Fundulus heteroclitus (mummichog) is the source of this 2433-nucleotide messenger RNA. RefSeq lists its product as uncharacterized. The transcript is spliced from 6 exons. Lineage: Eukaryota; Metazoa; Chordata; Actinopteri; Cyprinodontiformes; Fundulidae. The coding region runs from base 88 to 2139 and encodes 683 amino acids. The record is from RefSeq and is a predicted model, not a curated record. Gene Ontology annotation, biological process: protein phosphorylation. Gene Ontology annotation, molecular function: protein kinase activity.
CAAGAGGAGAAUAUCGAGAAUCUGGCGGAAAUAGACAAUUUUGAAAGUGACACAACGAAAGAAAUCUGCGAUAUUGAAGUAGAGAACAUGGAAACUCCAGAGGAAGAGAUGUUUGUAGAGGUUCAGGACAGAGGGUGUCUGACGGACAUGGAGGAGAAUCAAAACUUUAACAGAUUGACACUGAAUCAACUCUACAGAGAUGGACAGAUAUCAACAGGCUAUGUCAACCACUUCAGUCAUUCUUUCCAGAAUGAAAGCUCCAGUACAUCCGUCAGCAUCACUGAACCUCCUGACGGUGACUCCUCAGACCUGGAAAAUGGUGAAUCAAGCUUCAAACAAGAUGCUGAUCAGAGGCCGUGGCUCGCUACAAUGUCCAUAGAGGAAAGUCUCCAAAAGGUUAAUGAGGAUUACAGAGACGUGCCUCUUCAGUCCAACCUCAGCAACUUUGGUCCGCAGGAGAUGAGUCAGUCACGUCAAGAGGUAGACAAUUUCAGCUCUGUUGAUUUCCCGAGCCCGCCGGCGAGCAUAGACCUCGAUGUGGAAGAUGAUAAACUGGAGAGUUUGGACGACUCUUUUCCCAGUCCGCCACCGUCUGUUACAGCGGCAGAAGAAUUUAUUACCAACAUAAAUCUGGAAGACUUCGAUGCCGGUCCAGAGACAGAGUCGUAUAUUUCCCCAGCGAACAACGUAGAUGUCUCGGAGCCAUCUCUGCAAGAAUUACCACCAGCUACAACUCAGAAUAAAGGGAUCUCCGCCAACCUGAACCCCCCAUCUGUGCACAUAACGCUGACUGAUGACAACAACUUUACUUCAGACAUUGAAGAUGUUUGUCAGAACUUUACCCAGAAGACCUCACCUUCAGGCCCUUCUGCAGAACAAGAUCUCUUGAAAAACAUCCCAGCCUUGUUGAUAUCUGAGUGGAAAGACCUGGAUGAGGAGCCGCUGGAGGAUUUUGAAAAACUUGAACAACUGUGUUGCAUCUCUGGGGAUGAGGAAGAAACACUGGGGGAACUUUUCUUGGGGAACCUGGAGCUUCUGGAGUCUUUGAAGAAAACUCCUGAUCAGAAGGGCAGUGAUACAGAAGCAGGCGAUGACUUCUUUACUCCUGAAGACAACAGAGUGGAUUUAAAGGCAGAAGACAUCUCUGACAGCUGCGAUAAGCUGGUUGAACCUGCCCAAAGAAUCCUAUCACAACCAGCGGGGAAGAUUGACGAGCAGAGACCAUCUGGUCAAACAUCUGAUGUCAAAGAUCAGGGAUCUUUAUCCAAGAUGACAACCAGAAAUGGCCUCAUGAUGCAGGUGUGCGAGGAGAGGCUGCAGUUCUCCCUCAGUGAAAAUGUGAAAACAAACAUGCUUUGGGGGUCCGCCGUGAAAGAGACUGUGACGCUUCGGCCCUGGGGGGAACAAGUCAGGGAAAGCUGCAGCGGGCCAAUGGAAGACCAAAGAGAGGAUGAGAGCCAACGAGAGCAGGAGGCUCUUAGCCAACAGCCAAGCACCGAGUCUGAGACGACAGAAUCUGAGCCACUCACUGUGAUUGAACAACCGGAGAUCAUCGCAUCUCAACCUGCUGCAAACCAGGCAAUGAAAGCAAAACUAGCCCGUCUGUCUCUCGCUCUCCCUCCUCUCGCGCUGAAUCUGCCCCUCGCCCCGAGUGGGAAAGGGGGAUUUGGGGACGGGCCCAUCGGGAAUCGCAUCGGAAGACGAAGGGCCCUGUCGACAGGAAUCGACCCUGACGAGGAAGAGGAGGACGAGCAGGAGGACGAGACCUCCCGCAGGGUGAUUGUUGUCACGGAGACGGAUGUGGACAAACGGAUUGGGCUGAGGAGUCUGUUAAAAUCACCCAAGGAGUCUUUGGACAGGGAGCGGGACCGAGGGAGGAACGUGUCCUUCUUUGAUGACGUUACGAUCUAUCUGUUUGAUCAGGAAACUCCAACCAAUGAGCUGAGCAAUUCAGCUCCUGCAAGUCCAGGUUCAGUCUCUGUCAAAAGCAGCAAGCUGGACUUUCAUGGACCAAACAAAAGCAAAGAGUCGAAAAGGAAAGAGGAUCUUUCAAUCAAACCGCGGUCGCCCGUCGGAGGUGGAACGGUGUCUUCAUCACGUUUCACCGUCAGCCCCGCCGAUGACCCCCACCUGGUGUGAGGUGAAGAACCAUUGUCACGGGAACCUUUGAAGCUGAACCCUCUCGCAGUGGGCACUGCAUUUACCCAACAACAACCAGCCAUUCACCAAGAAGAUAUUUUUUUACUAAUUUGGGAACUGAAGGAAACAGACUCUGAUUUUACCAGCUGGACACAUUCCAGGUUUUGCCAGCGACUGGAUUUUGUACGAAAGGGGGUUUGCUGAGGUCCUGCCUGUCACUGUUUACAGAGUUUAUCCGCAGCCUUUGGCUGCAAACGUCUUUGGAAAAGGGUGCAUAUGUUGGGAGGAAAAAAA